AUGCUGGGAGCUGUGAAGAUGGAGGGCCACGACCACGUAGAGUGGAGCGGCUACUACGCGGAGGCCGAGUGUUACCCCGCCGCAGGGACCAUGAAUUCCGGUCUAGGAGUGAACUACAUGACCGCCGCCAACGUGAGCGCGACUCCCGUCAACGUGUCCUACAUGAACGGGACGGCUGUCAGUCACCCGGCGUCCGGCCUGUCACCCGCCGGCUCCGGCUCCUCCGCGCACGGGAUGGGGACGACCAUCGCCGGCUUGGGCUCCGGGAUCGCCCCCAUCGGCACCGUGAGUCCCCUCGGCUCGCAGCCUCCGUCCGUGAGCGUCGUGCCCCCCUCCUACGGCAGCAUGGCGGUGAUGAACCCGGUCUACGGACCGGCCGUCCGAGCCAGAGACCCCAAGACGUACCGGCGGAGUUACACGCACGCCAAGCCGCCGUACUCCUACAUCUCCCUCAUCACCAUGGCGAUCCAGCAGUCCGCCGCCAAGACGCUGACGCUGAGCGAGAUCUACCAGUGGAUCAUGGACCUCUUCCCCUUUUACCGGCAGAACCAGCAGCGCUGGCAGAACUCCAUCCGGCACUCUCUCUCCUUCAACGACUGUUUCGUCAAAGUGCCCCGGACCCCGGACCGGCCGGGCAAAGGCUCCUUCUGGGCCCUCCACCCGGACUCCGGGAACAUGUUCGAGAACGGCUGCUACCUCCGCCGGCAGAAGCGCUUUAAGAGCCACGGAGCGCGCGCCAAGGACGCGGGCGGUGAGGCGGAGGGCGGCGGCGGGCCGGGCAGCCGCGCCGGAACCGGCACGAAUCCGAACCCCGCCUCCGGUAAAGCGGACGGCAAAAGGUCCGCGGCGAAACCGGCGCCGCGGAGUCCCGCUCGCGUCCCGUCCCCCGUCCCGCAGACGCACCAACCGCUCCCCCAUCACCAACACCCGUUCCUCGUGCACGACGCGCACGCCCACCUGAAAGCGGAGCACCACCACCACCACCACCACCAACACCACCACUACUCCUUCAACCACCCGUUCUCCAUCAACAACCUGAUGUCGGCCGAGCAGCAGCACCACAAGGCGGACUGGAGGCCGUGCGAGCCGGCGGUGCAGUACGGACUCGGUCCGUCGGUUCUGGCCGCCAAAGGCGGCUUCGACGGCCCGGUCAGCGAGCCGUCGUAUUACCAAGGUGUGUAUCCCCGCUCCGUCACCAACCCCUCGUAA
Lampris incognitus (smalleye Pacific opah) is the source of this 1209-nucleotide messenger RNA. Its product is annotated as forkhead box protein A2-like. Gene Ontology annotation, biological process: anatomical structure morphogenesis; cell differentiation; regulation of transcription by RNA polymerase II. The transcript has 2 exons. The record is from RefSeq and is a predicted model, not a curated record. Lineage: Eukaryota; Metazoa; Chordata; Actinopteri; Lampriformes; Lampridae. Gene Ontology annotation, molecular function: RNA polymerase II cis-regulatory region sequence-specific DNA binding; DNA-binding transcription factor activity, RNA polymerase II-specific; transcription factor binding. The coding region runs from base 1 to 1209 and encodes 402 amino acids.